AUGAGCGUCAGAUAUUCGGAAAAAUUUGUAAAAAUUUUUGACACUACACGUCGAUUUGCCAUGUUAUGUGACGUUGAUGUUUUAAAUGAAAACUUCAAAAUGUGUUGGAAGACUUUGGCUAUUUUUUUACUCAUAAAUUUUGCCAUCGGUUUUACAUUCUAUACGAAUUAUGUUGAGGUCUUUGUCAAGGAUAAUAUCUAUAAUAUACUAAAAUCGACAUCUAUUUUAGGAACUGGACUGCAGGGUUAUAUGAAAUUUAUUAAUGUACUUAAACAACAGGAAAAUUUUCGUUUUUUAUACCAUGAUAUUGAGGAAAUGUAUAAAACAUACGAAUUAAAGUCAUUGGCCUAUAGAAAUUGCUUAAAUAGUAGUAUUUCUUUGGCAAACAAACUACUUGGUAUAUUAUUAACAUUGAUAACGGUUACGGCCUUAAUCGUAGUUGGUGUUCCGGUAUUAAUAUUAAUAUUUCGUGGGACACGCAUUGAAAUCAUGCCAUUUCAUAUUCCCUAUAUAGAUAUUGCUACAGAUUUUGGUUAUUAUUUUACAUUAGUUGUUCACAUAGUUGCUGUAUUCUUUGGAGGAUUUGGUAAUUUUGUCAUUGAUUCGUGGUUGUUUGUAUUCACUGCUCAUAUACCGCUUAAAAAGAAUAUAUUGAAAUGUAAAUUAGAUGAUUUGGAUAAAAUUUUAGAGGAACAUCCUAGAAAUUUGGAGAAAACAAAAGAGCCUUUGAAUGAUAUAUUUAAAUGGCAUCAAAAAUAUUUACAUUUUAGUAAUGUUAUUAAGGACUCUUAUUACUGGGUUAUUUUUGUUCAAGUAAGCACUGAAUUUUUUGGCAUUAUCUCCACAAUUGUUUGCAUGUUCUUGGGCAUUAGGCCACCAGCACCAGCCUAUUUACUUUACUUAUUUGCCAUGUUCUAUUCGUAUUGUUCUUUGGGCAAUAUAGUCGAAGUAUCGAACGAUGAAGUAAUUUUCAUAAUAUAUGAUUGCUGCUGGUAUAAAUUGACGUCAUCGCAACAGAAAAUGGUUUUAAUCAUGUUAAGAGAAUCACAACAGGCUACUGGUUUUUCUAUUGGAGGCGUGGCACCUUUAUCGAUGAGUACUGCUCUACAAUUGACUAAAACCGUUUACACUUUGUCGAUGAUGCUGGAAAAUUUUUUCAAUUAA
Molecule: messenger RNA, 1164 nt
Organism: Lucilia cuprina (Australian sheep blowfly)
Lineage: Eukaryota; Metazoa; Arthropoda; Insecta; Diptera; Calliphoridae
Product: odorant receptor 67d-like
Exons: 4
Coding region: 1-1164 (387 amino acids)
Biological process (GO): detection of chemical stimulus involved in sensory perception of smell; sensory perception of smell
Cellular component (GO): plasma membrane
Molecular function (GO): odorant binding; olfactory receptor activity
Source: RefSeq, a predicted model, not a curated record